UCCACAAGUGGCGGGGACUAUUCCGUUUAAAUUCAAUAAUCACGAAUUAGGGCUACAGCGUCUACUAAUAAACGGAAUGUGGACACUGUCGUAUCGCUGGGAGGAUCACUCGCAAAUUCGUCAAAGUUGUCACGACACGCCCGAGCCCGCAAUAACAAAAAACGGAGGCGCAAUGCUCCGCACCAUCAACUGUGGCAAUAUCGUCAGAGUGUAA
This is a messenger RNA of Ambispora gerdemannii, 214 nucleotides long. Lineage: Eukaryota; Fungi; Glomeromycota; Glomeromycetes; Archaeosporales; Ambisporaceae. The record is from the annotation of a GenBank genome assembly.